AUGGGGAUGCUUCAGUCGGGUGGCAGGGAGGCAGCAGCCUUUGGGGUGUGGGUGGACCCCAGCUCUCGUCACAAGUCAGUCCAGAAAAAGCCAUCUGCAUACAACCCUGCUCAGCCCUGUCCACCGAGCCCCUCCUGCCUUGGCAGGUGGCUCUUCACAGGUUCUGGGGGUCAAGGGGGGGAUGAUUUUGGGGGAGUUUAUGGGGCCAAGGGGUGGCAUGAGCAGACUGGCCCGACAGCCACCUCAGUUGGGCCUGUCUUCCUUCUCACAGGAGUUGGGGUCUCGAUUCUGGGAGGCCUAAGGGCAGAGGGAAGGGGAGGGGCAGCCCCCCAGGAGCCCGGCCCCCUUGCCCACCACUCUGGGCUGGGGCGGGACUUCAUGUUGGCUUGGUCCCUGGCCUCAGCAUGGACGGUCCCCUUGGAAACCAGAACCCCACCCUUGACCUUGACCCUGACCCUAGGCAGGGAUCCCCACACUUGCAGCCUCCUGACAAGCCCUGACAGUCCUCUUUGGGCUUUGGGACCCCAGGCUCUCUCGGGUGGCCCAGCAGUGGGGGAUGAGCAGGUGUACAGUGAGCCACAGCAGAGCCACUGGGACACAGGCUGUCCCUGGCAUGGAGCCACCUUCCCGGGACCUCCGGCGGGCACAGCAGCAAUGGUGGGCACGGGCCAGGCACCCCCAGGGCACCGUCCUGGGGCAGCACUGUGUACCUGCCCUGCUGGCCACCUGCCUGCCCAGCACUCCCUGGGCUCCCUUGCAGCGGGUUCUCCAGGAUCCUGGCCUGAGUUCUGGAGAGCAGGCCCAGCGGACCAUGGAGGAGGUGGAAUGGUCUGGACUCUUGGCAGGAGCCUGCGGUGGUUACCUGGAAGCUUGGCCCCAAACCCAAUCCUACUGUCCUCCCCAUUGUCUUUGAACCUUCAAUAA
Rangifer tarandus platyrhynchus (Svalbard reindeer) is the source of this 924-nucleotide messenger RNA. NCBI's taxonomy places the organism in Eukaryota, Metazoa, Chordata, Mammalia, Artiodactyla, Cervidae. The record is from the annotation of a GenBank genome assembly.